CUCAGGCAGUCGCUGGUAGCCGACCCAACCAGCAGUAACCCCGCACACACAGUACCGCCGCGAACAGGUGAAACUUACUCUUUAGCAACUUUUCUCGUGAGUAUCGCUCCCUUUCGAGACAAGUCAGCGAGUGUGCCCGGAAGAACAGCUCUCUGUGAGUCCUUUGUUAGUUUUUUGUUCCUCUUCGCAAUGGCAUCGUCUGCGAUGAUCACCGUCCCCACCACCGCCUCCCGCUUCGCCCUGCUCCAGAUAGACUCGGAUUCGGACUCCGACGCCUCCGAUGCGGGGAAGACCACCACCAAAGGCGGACGGGACUCCUCCGGUAAGACCCGACAGGGAAAGGCAGGAUCAGCCGGGGGGAAAGCGGGUCAGUGCAACGACAAGAAGAAAGACAAGAAGAAGAAGAAGAAGGAGCAGCAGCAGACUGAGGCAAACGAGUUACGUAAUCUGGCCUUCAAGAAGAUUCCUCAGAAGUCUUGUGCCCCACCUCCCUCUAUGACACUAUCAGGAAUAGCCAGUGAACUUCUCAGUCCUGCAUCAGGAGACCAUAAUAUACCGCCAGAGGGGUGGCAGCAGUGGAAGCAGAGGGAUGAACAGAUAACCUCUGAGCUAUAUGAGGCAGACUUGGAAAAGGCCUUAAUUCUAAGUAAACUGGAGUACGAACAACACAAACAGCACAACAACACAAACACGUCCUCGCCAAAGUCACGGGGAGGAAAAGAGGGCGGAGGAAAGAAGGACAAAAAGAAGAAUCAGCAGGCAAAAGACAAAAAGACAGUUUCCCUGCAGGACUUCCAGGCCGAAGGCAGUGCAGAACAAUUGAGUCGGAAACAAGAGAAAGAGGACGCCAAAGCGGCUAACCUAGCGCUGGGAGUCGGGCAGGAGGAGCGCUUUUUUAAUAAGCUCGAGGAUGACGUCACCCGGAUUGUCCAACAGGAGAAGAGACGUGAGCAGUACUCUAACAACCAGGGACAAGAAGUCAACACCUCCACAGAACACGAACCGGACCCCCGAGCAGAGCAGCUGAAGUACGACCUGGAGAAGAAAGACCAGGAAAUCGAUAAGCUAAAGAAGACCAUCUCACAGUGGGAGGGGAAGUACAAAGAGGUGAAAGCGAGAAAUUCGCAGCUGCUCAAGAUGCUCCAACAGGGAGAAAUGAAAGAUAAAGCAGAAAUCCUUCUACAGGUAGAAGAGCUACUACAUAUAAAAGAAGAACUGUCAUCACAGGUAACAUUACUACACGGUGCCCUUGAACAAGAAAGAUCUAAAGUCAAAGGUCUGCAGACAGAACAACCAAAACAUCAGGGAAACAAGAAAGGGAAGAAAGCCUCGGAGAUGGAUCUAUGAAGGUUUCAAAAGGAAAACACCUUAAAAGAAAAAAUUCAAUGAAUGAACAAAUGAAGAAAAACUUAUCUGAUCACAAUCAGGGUUCUCUUUCCUUUUAUUUCUUUUUAGCUCGGACUCCAUGUGAGCAUACAAUGCAUGCCCCCAUAAUCUCUCCACACACACACACACACACACACACACACACACACACACACACACACACACACAAUACAAUCCAGGCAUUGCAGGAUGUAUUAGACCAUUGAACAAGAAUCACUGAAGCUUUUUGAAGUGACUAAGUUUAAAGUUUGUGUUGAAAUGGUUGCUUGGCACACAGUGCUGCCCUCUGCAGGCACAAGCGUGCCACUUCAUCUAUAGUACUGCUGCAGGCUGUGUGCCUGAUCUCUGUCUGUGGUAACGAUGCCAAAAUGACAGAUGUAAAAUGUAUGGGUUUGUUUGUUUUUUCUUUCUCACUGUUAAGUAAAUAAUCAAAUAAAAUACUUUUUCAGUGAAAAAAA
This is a messenger RNA of Dicentrarchus labrax (European seabass), 1844 nucleotides long. RefSeq names its product G kinase anchoring protein 1 (gene gkap1). The record is from RefSeq and is a predicted model, not a curated record. Gene Ontology annotation, cellular component: Golgi apparatus. The transcript is spliced from 12 exons. NCBI's taxonomy places the organism in Eukaryota, Metazoa, Chordata, Actinopteri, Moronidae. Gene Ontology annotation, biological process: signal transduction. Bases 190 to 1347 code for a protein of 385 amino acids.